Molecule: messenger RNA, 1155 nt
Organism: Zymoseptoria tritici IPO323
Lineage: Eukaryota; Fungi; Ascomycota; Dothideomycetes; Mycosphaerellales; Mycosphaerellaceae
Exons: 4
Coding region: 1-1155 (384 amino acids)
Biological process (GO): tyrosyl-tRNA aminoacylation
Molecular function (GO): ATP binding; tyrosine-tRNA ligase activity
Source: RefSeq, a predicted model, not a curated record
AUGACUGCCCCCACAAUGAACACUGCAGAGCAAUACGCUCUUAUCACUCGGCGCCUCGCGGAACUCAAUGGCGCAUCAUGCGAAAGACUGAGGCAGCUUCUCUCCGAGGGCAAGUCACCCAGCUUUCUCUGGUCUCACAUUGGUUACUUCAUUCCCUUGAUCAAAUUCGCCGACUUUGUGCGUGCUGGCGGCGAGGUUGUGCUCGAAGUCGUCGACUCGUACGCCUUCCUUGUCAACUACAAGUAUCCUUGGGAUCAAGUCCGCCACCGGACGAUCUAUUACCGAUCACUUGUCACCGCCGUCCUGAACGCGAUUGGCGUCCCGAUGUCGAAGGUAACAAUGGUCGACCAGUCCUCGUACCAGGGAAACCCAAAGUACUUGCUCGACUUCUGGAAAAUGUGCACGCUGUGCUCACAGCAGGAUCUGAGGAGUACCGGUCAAGAAGUAGGCGCGGCCACGAUGCUGAGUCCGAUGCUCACUCCGCUGGUACAAGAGCUCGCGCUGGAGCAUCUUGGAGCAGACGUAGAGCUCGGAGGAACCGAUCAGCGAGGGACCUUCGACCUUGGACAGCGAUGCCUACCACAGCUUGGAUUUAAUCCGCGGGCGCAUUUUAUGAACACCUUGCUCCCCAGCCUUACAGGAGGCAAGAUGUCUUCAUCGCAUCCAGCACAUACCAAGAUCAUGUUUCUCGACAAUCCGGCGGAGGUCCGGGCCAAAAUUGCAAGCGCCUCCUGCCCGGCGAGGUCUACCCAGGACAACGGCGUGCUCCCGAUCGCAGAGCACAUCAUCUUCCCCAUAAGCGAGAUCUGGGCGUACAACUCUGGAAGGGCAUUUGAGGGUGUUCGGCCGCGGCAUUCCUACCAUCGGCGGGCUUUUGUUGCCGAUGGUGCUCCAGCUGGGACAUUGUUCAGCAUCAAAACAAGUGAAGCCUCGAAUCCCCAAGCGUACUAUCGCAACUUCUCUGCCUACCAAUACUUGGAGCGAGACUACGUGGCAGGCGCAGUCCAGCCAGAGAACCUGAAGGAAGCAGUCGCAAAGGCCCUCAACAUGCUGCUGGAAGAAAUUCGGUCAGACUACGAGCAAAGCGAGGACUGGGUCUCGUCUGAUUGGAUUGGCUACCCUGAAGACUGGUCCGGCCCUCGAGAUCGGCGAUGA